UAAUGCAGUCCUCGAUGUCCAGUAUCAUUUCAUCAUGGACGGAGCUGUGGUGCACGCGCUUCUUCUCAUGUUUCUAAUAGCACAUUGCAGAGCACAGUACAAAGAUCUGCCCGGCUGCAAUAAGGAGGCUCUGGAAGCCUGCGGCACAGACUUUGUUCUAUUUGCAAAUACUACGCACUUGGCUGAAGAUGGCGAUAAGAUCAAAGAAAGCUGCAAAUUACACCUGAAACAACUCGAAUGUGCAGACGAGUUCUGUAGCCGCUGCCUCCUGGGUUUCUCCCGUGCUGCUGCGCUUCUGGGUGUCAGGUCUGCGUACGAUUUUUUUGAAGAGAAAUGCACCGAGUCAUCCGAACUACAUCGGCAGUACCUUAGAGUUGUAAGUUGCUUGAACAAAGCGGGCCCCGAGAUUCACCGGGAGGUAACAGAUGUCCGCCUGAGACUCUACACUAUCACUAAGACCAUAUCGGGCAGAGACAAGGUAGACUACGCAUGCUGCACCUACUACGACUUCCACAAGAUGACAGCUGACGCCAUCGACUCGCACUGCGCCGAUCCCGAGGCACGGAACUUCUACUUGACUUUGAUGGAACGAAGCUUCGGCGAGUUGUUGGGCUUGGCUUGCGGCGAAUACACGCAAGGUUCUUUGGCGUGCAAAAAAUUGGGCAAAGUGACACCUCUGGAAGGCUUGAAAUCGGAGGAUGCUCGGAGCUUUGUCGGGCCCAUGAUCGAUAUUAUACAUUCAUUGGGACUGGGCUCCGGUUGAUGCUAUGGAAUGUAUUGUGUGUAAAUAUUCUAUUUGUCUAGGCGUCGUCGGGACGGUGAGUCUCGCCGUCUAUCGACCACAAACGGCAACUAACGUUUCAUCCGGCGCUUUCAGGGAUGAUCUCCGCAGGUCCAGUACUUGUACAAAAAUAAAUAAGGUAUCAGCUGCGUCUUGCGUAUUUCUUCCUUUUGUUUUUUUUGCAGACGACGACGAUUUCACGCGAGCAGCCUCGAGUCAGUCCAACAUGUCUGCCGUGUGGUCGUUGUACCUACCGCUCUUCGUUGUCUGUCUAUCAAUUCCUCGUUCCGGAGCUCAAGAGGACGACAGCAAGUGCUUACCGAAAUCUCUCGACAAGUGUGGCUCAGAUUAUUUCCUCUUCAAUCACCAGGAAAAGAUCGCUACGGGAGAUAUGGAAACGAAGAAGCAAUGCGAUUUGUUCAUGGAUCAAAUAACUUGCACGAACCAGGUCGUCAAAUCCUGUUGGAGUCUGCUCUUUAGCACUAUCGUCUCCAGAAUUCUGCAUGACUUAUUUACCUACAUCGACGGAACAUGCACUUCUGGUUCUCCUCUCAAUCAACUGUACAAGGACGCCACGGGGUGUCUCAACAAGGCAGGUCCCUCGAUUCACAAAGAGACCCAGGACUUCCGGAUGCGUCUCCACUCGGUGGCCAAAGAUGUGUCUUACAAAGACAGGAUCGACUACGCUUGCUGCGCAUACUCCACGUUUCGUAAACAGGCAAUGGACGUCGUAAACAAGGAGUGUCCCGGAGACGACAAAGCCAUGCGUCUGUACGACGACAUGUUCAAUCAAACCGUCGGGCGCGGAAUCAUGCCCGCGUGUGCUGGAUUCGACUGGGAUACCAUGUGGUGCAAGGCCCUUCCCCAGGUAUCCUCCACUGUGGAUGCAAAACAAACCGAGGGCCUCGCAGGUCCCAUCCACGAUAUCCUCAAGUCGUGGGAGAUCAAGUACACCUGAAUCGUUCUCCUCUCUCAACGCGUGGCCAAGAAGACGUUGAUAACAUCUGGUUGCGAGGGAGAGGUUGCUGUCUGGGAGAGAGGGAAUAAAGUUACCCCUGCUUGAA
Messenger RNA from Ornithodoros turicata, 1845 nucleotides. RefSeq lists its product as uncharacterized. The coding region runs from base 35 to 763 and encodes 242 amino acids. NCBI's taxonomy places the organism in Eukaryota, Metazoa, Arthropoda, Arachnida, Ixodida, Argasidae. The transcript has 9 exons. The record is from RefSeq and is a predicted model, not a curated record.